UAUUAAUCGAGGCCUUUUUUACACUGCUCGUAAAUCUGCUUGACCAUACUUUUGGAUUGGUUUUCCUUCACUGAGAGAAUGGAAACAACAAUAAUCACAAAUCUGUACAAAGCAGCUGCGUCGGGCGACGUUGCAGCACUGGAGGAGAUGGUGCACAAGCAGAAAAUUGAUAUUCUCGCACUUGUUUUCCACGGAGGAAACACUGCUUUACAUAUAUCUGCCUUUCAUUGUCGCAGAGAAUUCGUGGAAAGGCUUCUGCAGCUCAUCAGAGCGCAAUCAGAUGAAGAAGCCACCAAUGAAGACCGACAGCGUAGAUUGUUGAGAGCUCAGAGUAAAGAGGGGAACACUGCCUUGCACGAGGCGGUGAAAGGAGGAGAUCAUGCCCAAAUCGUGCAAAUGUUAAUUGCAGCUGAUUCAACGCUCUCAGCCAUUCGCAACAAAAUGGGCGAGUCUCCCUUCUUCACAGCAUCCGCCAGUGGUCGUCUCAAUGCACUCAAAAAGUUAUUGCCAAUCACUGAUCCUCUCUGCUACACAAGAUCCGACGGCCAGACAUGUUUGCACCAUGCCUUGUUCUAUAAAAAAGAUGAGGUAGCUGCGGAACUUAUAGAAAAAGCUCCUGAGCUUUGCAAAUUAGCGGAUUCCAUUGUGGGUAACACACCACUGCAUAUUGCUGCGUUACGUGGGUGUAGGAAGAGUAUUGUGGAGAAGCUGUUGCAGUGUGAUACUUCUUCUUCGUUUAAACAGGACAAAAUCAAACAACAGACUGCACUUCACUUAGCAGCCCAACGUGGACAUGUAGACGUUGUGAAUUGCAUACUCAGGUUUGCAGAAGACAGUGUUGAAAUAACAGAUAAAAAUGGUAAAACUGCUCUCCACUGCGCCGUUGAGAAUGCUCAUGCGGGUGUUGUGAGAUGUCUGGUGCAUUUCAAAAGGAUAAUCAACAUAGCCGACGAGAAUGGGUACACUGCACUCGACAUAGCAAAUCAAAAGCACGAAGACGAACCAUUGUCUCCCUACUUUGCAAUUCGAAGGUUCCUCCGCAGGAGGAAUGCCAUCGAGGGAGUGGAGGGGGCAGAUCAGAGAAGAGAAAUAUCAGAGCCAUUUCCAAGUGAGGAAAGAUAUUCGACAACAAUAAACAGUCUUUCGGUAUGCGCCACAUUGGUUGCAUCGGUCACAUUUCAGGCAGCUUUCAGCCUGCCACCAAAUGAGAAGGUUAACAAGAUCCUCUCCACCCCUUUAUCUCGCCGUGCUUUCCAAAGUUUUGUAUUAUUGGAUUGGCUGGCGUUUUGCAUUUCCAUCUUAGCAGCGAUUCUUUUAGCAUACGCAACCUUUUUCCGUCGCCAUCGGAGCUUUGUAGUUGGUGUGAGCGCAUUUACUUUACCAUUGGCCCUGUACAUGAUGAUGUUCUCAUUUUCGUUGGGCAUAUUCCUACAGCUAAGGGAUGACUAUUAUAUGUUGGCGGCAUACUUCUAUUAUGCAAUGUUUAUCUUGGCCCCCAGUACGAUGAGUGUAAUAUUUGUGGUGUUGUAUAAUGCGCUGGGGUAUCGAAUCCCGGAGUUCAUCCGGGUAGGGCUUUUCGAAAUAACAUCGUUCGGCGUGUUUAAGCGAAUAAUCCGCUUUCCCCGGCCCAGUUAGAAGAGAUGUUAAAGUGAUUUCAACUGAAAUGGAUUGUUGCGUGUUUGUGUAGCGAAUUUUUAUAUAAAAAUGUGCAAUUGAUAUUUUUUUA
Molecule: messenger RNA, 1726 nt
Organism: Cryptomeria japonica (Japanese cedar)
Lineage: Eukaryota; Viridiplantae; Streptophyta; Pinopsida; Cupressales; Cupressaceae
Exons: 3
Coding region: 79-1635 (518 amino acids)
Molecular function (GO): protein binding
Source: RefSeq, a predicted model, not a curated record